GCUCAAGGAAUUGUGACCAGUCAACAUAGAACUCAAGCAGCGCUGCAGUCUUCUGGGGACUUUUGUUUGCCUAUGUCACAUCAGCCUCAGGACGUCUUGGAGACAGAUGGAAUUGGAAUCGUCGAUCCUCUCAUUCGACGGGUGCAUGAUGUUCUUCAGGCUUUUGACCGCCACUCCGUGCAAUCUAUCCUUGAUCUGACCGAUGCUUUGAAUCAAUGUUCAAUGUUGCUUGCGAAGGAUCAGAGGCACCGACAUGUUGUAGGCGAGACCAACCCUGCGCUGUGGAAGCUCGUCCAGGAAUUGUGGAAGAUGUUUGCGGAGCUACACGCUGAUGAAGAUAUGAUAUCGACGACACAGCUUGCUACGCUCUCACAGAGUCUUGCCAAAUUCACCCGGAACCUGGUGGCCGCGGAAUCAUAUAACCAGCAGAGAGUAUUUCAGAACAAAACCUGCCUCCGUGCGAUGGCUCAUCAAUACACUUCGUAUACAGCCUUGCAAGAGCCGGCAUCCAUUGCAAGCAGUCGAAUACUGGCACAAGCAUUGUCAAAUCUGGUGACGGGCAACGAGCCUGUUUUACAAACUAUCUGGGAGAUGUACUUGUCGCUAACGGAAGAGCAGCUCAUCCUUCUGUGCCUCUUCGCUUCCCCUGACAUGCGAACUGCCUCUUCCACGUUCAUAUUCAUCUUGAACUGCGUCCAUGGAAACAGGGGACGUCUGGAAAUGUUGAUUCACAGUCCGAGAGGCCCUCGUCUAUGCAUCUGCAUGCUCGACCGUAUCAACUCUCUGGUAGAUGCUGAAGAGGCCACAGACGGGGCUCAUGCCUUCGACGUAGGAUAUGAGAUGUUCUCUCGCAUGGCGGAAGGCGGGCUCAUCCCAGCCCUAUAUACGACGAUCGCUUUGAGAGCAGACGAGAUCGUAACUCCGCACCAAACUACCCUACUCAAGCUUCUUGAUUCCCACCUACAACGUCCCCGCUCAAAAACCCCAUUAAAUGCGACAGAUCGACUCGUUCGGAACGAUCUCCUCCGCAUGCUUACUGAUAAGUUCUUCGCCCUAUCGGCGUACGUUCAACAAACUAUUCGCAAAGCGAUGGGUCCAAAAGUCGAUACCGUUGGAGCUAAGGAUGCAGGUUCUGGUGGUGAAGCAGCUGCACUUAAACCACCUCAGGAACUGGACUUGUUGCUGCCGAAAGUCUGCGAGGCUCUGGUGCUAGUUACGCAAUGCCUGAUAUCACUCGCAUUGCACGCUGAGGAACUCGCCGGUGUCCCUGUCGGCUUAUUAGCAGACAGGGCGCAAUCAGAGCAGGCUAUCUCGUAUGCUGUCGGGGUGAAGAUUUACUUGAUGCAAGAGUGCUCGACCGACGGUGAAGAGCUGCCAAGAAGCAUCGUCGACGUAUUCGUUCCCCGGAUCACCUUUGGCAAAGUAGUGCAGCGACCUCCGCCUCCAGGAGCGACUGCACAGGACACCGCCACUGAAGCUCAUCCGUCCGCAGCUGCAGGCUUCUCGUACGUCAAGCGCGACCUCGUCCGACUACUCGGCAUCCUCUGCUCGGAGAAUAGGGAUGUGCAGGAUCGCAUGCGUGAAGCUGGAGGUAUCCCUGUCGUGAUGAACCUCUGCGUCAUAGAUGACCAGAACCCAUAUUUGAAAGAACAUGCAAUUUUCACCUUGUGCAACCUCCUGCAUGGAAAUAAGCAGAAUCAAAAUGUUGUGAAGGAAAUUCAGCCAGUCGGUCGGUGGGAUGAGCACGGCGUAUUGCAGAGUAUGUAAGUCAGCAAAGAAUCAUCACUAUAUAGCGUUAUUACAUCUGUAGCAGAACCCUACUCCUCUUCCUCGUCGAACCCGAUAGCCCUCCUCUUACGCCCGCCGGAUGUGGUACGACGGCGCACCCCAAACUCCUCGUCCUCCUCCUCGCUUUCCACGUCCAUGCCCUCUUCUCUUCGUCCCUCGUCCCUCGUCCACAGCACCUUCUUCCUGCGACUUCCCGCUCGAUACUCUUUUUCGCUUGCGCUCCUCCUCUU
Messenger RNA from Laetiporus sulphureus 93-53, 2018 nucleotides. RefSeq lists its product as uncharacterized. The record is from RefSeq and is a predicted model, not a curated record. Lineage: Eukaryota; Fungi; Basidiomycota; Agaricomycetes; Polyporales; Laetiporaceae. Gene Ontology annotation, cellular component: cytosol. The coding region runs from base 73 to 1767 and encodes 564 amino acids. The transcript has 10 exons.